GUAGAUGAACAAUUCGUCGUACUCGCGCUUCAGCAGACGAUGCGAUGCGGCCACCUUCAACUCUAGUGCCUCAACUAGCUGGGCCUCGUCCUUUUGAUACUCCUCACUCUGUACAAGGAGGGCGAUCAACUGGCGCAGGUCAUUCCACUGCUGCUUCAGACUCUUGCUCAGAAAGUUGAGUACAGCGGUGCGCAGAAUAAACUGCCGUGUGACCGGCUGGGCAAUGUUGCGCCGGAACAUGUUGAAAAACACACGACGGAAAAUGUCGCCGGUCACCUACUUUCCUAGUGCCUGAUCAGAUAAAAGCAUGGCUUUAUCUGAUAUUGACAGGAAAGAGCAUGUCUCCAUAUAGAUUGGACACUUGGGUGGAAACAAGUUGAGUUCCUAUAGCAGAUAAACAAACAUCACAACUCAAAGUAUAGACCUGACAGCAACACCGAUUUCACAGAACAACUGACAAACUAGAAACAUUCGAAAUGAAGCGCGUUCAUGUGGAUAACUACGCCCCCAAGUACUUUAGCGGCAAGUGGUCUUGGGAUUCGGAGCGGGACUGCCUCCACUUCGAGGCGCACAACGAUCUGGAGAACGCCAGGGAGCGAUUCAUUACCACCAACGGCUACAAGUUCCUGCGCACCAUGGACCAGGAGGAAGAGCUCAUCUUUCGGCAGGAAUAUGUGCGAGCCAAGAGCAACAACAGUGACACGGUGGUGGUCCGGGAUAUAAGAGAUUUGGUGCUCUACCUGAUGCCGCACGAGUUUCUCACGUACAAGUUCGUUGAUUUCAUGCACACGCCGGAGGUUCAUUCCUUGAUCCAUGCCCUAAUUAUAUACUUCGAGUACUAUUUGCGCAUGGUGGAGUUUGUGCUGAUCCGUCGCGACGAACUUUCCGGUCAGUUGGCCCAGGUGCAGAGCGCCCAGACCAACGAGAUGAAGCAGACCUUCUCCGUCUACUUGAGCCAGUACCGCAUGCUGGUGGCCCGCAACUAUUGCCGCAUCAUUGGGGGCGAGGGCGAUAUGGCCAGGUUCUACCACAUGAAACCGAUAUCCAACAUUUCGGCCACGAUCCACGACAAGUACUUUCACGAGCACUUCCUGGCCGUGUCCAUCCAAAUCAUCUGGAUCUGCAUGCACCGGCGGGCGUAUUUCGUCAUCGAAAUGGAGAUGAAUCGUCUGUUCCGAUCGGAGCACUUUGUUUCCGCCCAUCCCGAGUAUCUCAGCUUCACGGCUGCGGAGCGAAGUCUUCUCUACGGCAGGAAUAGCAAGAACUAUAACUAUCGCAUCCAGGAAUCGCCUCUGAUCCAGGAGCUGAAGCUGGUUCCGGAUGAGGAUCUACCCAUUCUGUGGAUAGGAGAGCGCAAGUACAGGGGCUCCGACAUCCGCAUUGCCGAGAUGGAGUUGGAGUAUAUAGUGUCUGGGUCACAGCUGUCCUUGAUUGACGUAUCGCACGGCAUCCUCGGACAUCCGAAGAAGCUCUACAACACUCUACUCAACCUGGAUUGGCCCGCUGUGCGCUAUUCGAACUUUUCCGAAAAGUAUGACCCAUACCACAUCAUCAGGCGACCUCACCUGGUGGUGCCCAAGAUGGAUGAGCUCAAGAUGCGGAAGAUGUCGGAGAACUAUGAGCACUUCUACCAGCUUAUUAAAAUUUUUGAGCCCUACACUCACCAGCAGAUCUGCAAGUGGGUGAAACGAGACAUCAACAUCCAGUUCUUCAAGUCCGGCGGUCUGCUCACGAAUGUGGUCUCGCGCUGCGAAAAGGAGCUGGCCAGCGAGUCCAAGGGCCCGAGGGUCGAUCUCAUCAUCUCUAACUACUUUAAAAUGAUGUCCAAGAUACGCAAGGAGGACAGAGAAGGGGAUGUAGACAGCAUCACAACGCAUGGCGGAAGUAUGGCAUCGCGCUUCAGUUUAAGGGCUCCGAAAAAAACUUUAUAAUUUGAUACCACCAUUUCGAAAAUUUAUACCCAUUGUACCCAUUUCCAUGAACAAGUGAGAAUAUAUUCAAGCAAAUCCAUAAA
Molecule: messenger RNA, 2014 nt
Organism: Drosophila elegans
Lineage: Eukaryota; Metazoa; Arthropoda; Insecta; Diptera; Drosophilidae
Exons: 1
Coding region: 477-1931 (484 amino acids)
Biological process (GO): negative regulation of phosphatase activity
Molecular function (GO): phosphatase binding
Source: RefSeq, a predicted model, not a curated record